This is a messenger RNA of Salvia miltiorrhiza (redroot sage), 857 nucleotides long. Its product is annotated as root meristem growth factor 10-like. The transcript is spliced from 2 exons. The coding region runs from base 489 to 794 and encodes 101 amino acids. The record is from RefSeq and is a predicted model, not a curated record. Lineage: Eukaryota; Viridiplantae; Streptophyta; Magnoliopsida; Lamiales; Lamiaceae.
CUAGAAAUCAGGAAACACAACACAAUUUGCCACAAAACUUCACGCACAAAGACAAGCGAAAUAAGGGAGAAUUAAUUCCUCGGUGCAAACAAAUCCGACAGGCUCUUAUUUUCUAGUUGUUCAUGUUCUUUUUUUACACUUUUUUAGUUUUUUUACUAUGAAAAUAUAUUUUCGAUCUUUUCGAGGGGAAAAUAUGGGAAAAAUCUCUAUUUUGGACUCUUUCAGCUGUCGAGAUCAUAUAUUAAGCAGAAGGGUUUGUGGUUUUUGCUGAUCUUUCUCCAUCACUUUGGGGUCCCAAAAUUUUCCCAUCUUCUUUUUUUUCCCUUUCUUUCUGCAUGAUCUAAAAGAUUAAUUAGACCAAAUCUCCCACUUUUAGUGCUCCCUUUUCCCCCAUUUUUUUCGGCUUUCACAUUACUGGAAAUUAAAAUUGUUGGUUUUUAUAUAUAUCUGAGAAGUUUUUAUCUGAUUUUUAUAUUGCAUCAAAUUAAAUGUCGACCAUUAUUGCUCUACUUUUUCUAUUUCUUUCUCUUCACUCAUGCAAUGCUACAGUUAUUGCUGUGGCUAACAAUGAUCCUACUGAGGAGUUUCUGCACUACUCCAUCACCAAGGUGAAUGGCGGCGAGGGGCGUCGUGUUUUGAGAGAAAAAUCAGAGAGUUUGAAUCAUGUUGGAAAAGAUUCAAUUUCCAAGAGGACUUUUAGGGUUCCUCAAAAUAAAAGAGGAGAAGAUGAAGAAGUUGCAGGUUUCAACCUCGAUUAUUUGCCUCCCAAGACUCAUCCCCCCUCUCAUAAUUAAAUCUUCUUUUUCUUUUUCUUUUUUGUAUAUUGGAGAAUGCUAAUAUAUUUUUGAAGAAAUCAA